UUGAUAACUUUGACGAAGGAAGCGAUAGCUGCGAGUCCUACUUGGAAAGAUUUGAGCUUUACGUCUCGGCAAAUGACAUAGCUGAAGGCAAGAAACUGGCUGUAUUCUUGACGGUAGUAGGUCCUCGAGUGUAUGAGGUAUUGAAGAACCUGUUGAUUCCACAUUCUCCAUCAAGCAAAACGUAUAACGAGGUAACGGCUCUGCUAAAAAGUCACUACAGUCCCAGAAAGGCCGUGAUAGCAGAAAGGUGCCGAUUUAACCGAAGGAUGCAACUUGAGCAAGAGACUGUAGCCGAAUUUGUGGUUCAGCUGAAGCACCUGGCCAGAAGUUGCGAGUUUGGGAAAUUUCUAGACGAAGCACUUAGAGACCGACUAGUUGCCGGACUACGAUGCGCCGAUACACAACGUGAGCUGUUUACAGCUGAAGAGCUGACAUUCGAACAAGCAUGCAAAAUCGCGUUAAACCGUGAACUAGCAUCCACACAGACUCGGCAAAUGGCAUUAGAAGAGCACCAAGGCAUUCCACAAAGGCAGUCUAGAUUAGAAGUUGAUGUUCUAAAGCAAGGCAGUCAAGCUAGGGACCGCUAUCGAGGGAAGAAUGAGUGCCUAGAGUGUUUCCGUUGCGGUAAACGUCACACGGCGGAAAGCUGCCGGUACCGCAAGUAUAAGUGCCAUAACUGCGGUGAGCAACGUCGCUUGAGAACAAUGUGCAGAUAGCGCCCAGGCAGAACAAAGGCACUGAAUGCAAUCGAUAGCUCGGCAGACGAUUCGGACGAAGAGCAAGAAAUAUACAGUAUGACAAAUAAUAAUGCAGCGUACUAUGUCACUGUUCGGAUGGAAGGACAAACCAUAAAGAUGCAGAUAGACACAGGGGCUUCCGUCACCGUCAUGCCUAAGUCGGUUUUUCAGCACAAGUUUCCGCAACUGGCUAUCAAGAAAGCGACUGUUCCUUUAAGGACAUACACGGGUUAGCUGGUGCCAGUUGUAGGAUCAGUGAACGUGCGAGUCGAGCACGGCGAUCAAACUGAUAUUUUACCUGUGCUGAUAGUAGAUGACGGGGGAAGAAGGCUGCCAUGUCUGCUUGGUGGCAACUGGUUGACAAAGCUUAAAUUAAACUGGCAAGAACUUCGAGCUGUAGAGCAAGACGAUGCCGUAGAUGAGCUAAAGAGGAAAUUUGAGGCAGUGUUUUCACCGCAGAUAGGGUUCAUAACGGGUUACAAGGCACAAGUUCAUUUGAAGCCAAAUAGCACGCCAGUAUUUUGCAAGGCCCGUCCUGUGCCUUUUGCAUUGAAGCAAGCUGUGUCUGAAGAACUUGAUACCUUAGAACGGACUGGGGUUUUGAAAAAAGUCACCAGAAGCGAUUGGGCAACCCCGUUAGUCGUAGUACCCAAGGAUGGGGGAGCAAAAGUGCGGCUCUGUGGAGACUACAAGGUCACUGUGAACCCGGCGCUUCUCACUGAGCAUUACCCUCUUCCAUUGCCAGAAGACUUGUUCGCAACGUUAGCAGGUUCAAGGGUAUUCUGUGUGCUUGACCUUGCUACCGCUUACCAGCAAGUAGAACUUGACGAAGCUGCGAAGGCGAUUUUAACUGUGAACACACACCAAGGUCUUUACCAAUACCAGCGUCUCCCUUAUGGCAUUGCAAGUGCUCCUGCCAUAUUCCAGUCGCUCAUGGACAGGAUCCUCAAAGGCGUCCCUCAACUAGGGUGUUACAUUGAUGAUGUCAUAAUUGGGGGUACGAGUGCUGAUGACUGUCGGCAAAAGCUGGAAGAGGUGUUAACACGAUUACAGGAUCACAAUGUGACGCUGUGCAUGGAAAAAUGCAAGCUCUUUUGCAGCGAAGUUCGCUACCUGGGCCACAGAAUUUCAGCAGCGGGAAUCAAGCCAUUGGAAUCGAAAGUAAGGGCGAUAAAGGAUGCACCCGAGCCCAUGAAUUUUUCAUCACAGGAGUUCCAGGACUUCCUCGAUGCCUGUGGCAUCAGGCGCACGUACAGCCCGCCAUACCAUCCGGAAUCCAAUGGAGCUGCCGAGAGGAUGGUGCAAACCGUUAAGAGGAGCCUCCGCAAGCAGCUGUUGCACGACAAGGGAGGAAACGGCAGACCGCUGCGGGAGAGGCUGGACGACUUCUUGCUGGCAUAUCGGACAACACCUAGCACAGUAACAGGCAAGUGUCCAGCCGAACUAUUUCUGAAACGAAUACCGCGCACGAGACUGUCCUUGCUAAGGCCCUCGUUUCGAGACGACAUGCAGAGCAAGCAAGAAGCGGUAAAGCGGCAGCAUGACCAACGAAGAUCGAGUUUCCGUUCAUUCAGGGCAGGGGACUGCGUAUACGUAAAGACUGUCAGGCAAGAGAAAGUGUCGUGGACUGAAGGGUGUGUGGUGCGGCCAAUUAGCCCUGUGACCUAUCUCGUAAAAACACAGACCACCGUCCGCCACGUUCAUGUUGACCAUUUACGCUCGCGCAGUUUCCAGCAUGCAGGAUCAAACGUGGGUGCGGAGGCCCCGAGAAGACACGGCACUGAGGACGUUGUGCGUCAUCGGGAGGCCUCAACCAUACCCCAGCAGGCGUAUCACGAAGCGGACACGGCAGCACCUCCCCCAGAGGAUGCAAUAACGCCGGAACCACCACCACCAGACGGGCAGGAAUUGCCACUGCCUGCUCCCCACAAUGACCAUCAUCAGACGCAAGCCGAAGCACCUUCAGACCCUCCACCAGUACUGCGCCGAAGUCAGCGUGCCAGGAAACCACCAGACCGAUAUGGGUCUCACGAUGUCCGCCACUGAAAAUAGUAAUGACGACGACGAUCUUGGGGGGGGG
This is a messenger RNA of Dermacentor albipictus, 2817 nucleotides long. The record is from RefSeq and is a predicted model, not a curated record. Lineage: Eukaryota; Metazoa; Arthropoda; Arachnida; Ixodida; Ixodidae.